Messenger RNA from Gongylonema pulchrum, 822 nucleotides. The record is from the annotation of a GenBank genome assembly. NCBI's taxonomy places the organism in Eukaryota, Metazoa, Nematoda, Chromadorea, Rhabditida, Gongylonematidae.
AUGACUAAAUGCUUUUGUUUAGAUUCCACCUGUCCGACCGGCUAUUGGGUACCGCCGAUAUUGAUGACUGCUUUCUUGCUGAUUGCGAACAUUUUACUGAUGAGCAUGCUUCUUGCCAUCUUCAAUAACAUUUUCGAGAACACGGAUCGUGUUUCCAAAGAAAUUUGGCUCUUCCAACGAUAUCGACAAGUGAUGGAAUACGAAAGCACGCCGUUCCUUCCUCCUCCGCUGACACCUCUCUAUCAUCUCUGGAUGAUUUUCAAGUAUAUUCGAAUUAAAAAGAAGUGUUCGAUAAACUCAAGGCUAAAGCCGAAAACGAAUUCAAAAUUGUUCGAUUUCGCUUUGAAGUUGUUUUUGAAUGCUGAUGAGGUGGAGAAAAUCCAUGAUUUCGAGGAAGAAUGUAUGGAAGAUUUGGCCCGUGAAAAAGAAUACAAAAAGAACACAUCAACGGAGGAGAGGAUACAUCGUACUGCUGAAAGAACCGAUCUUGUCCUUUUGCGGUUAAAUGAUCUCGCAAGCAAAGAUUCUGCCCUGAAAUCUUUGGCGCGUGAUUUCGACCGACGAUUGGAGGUGUUGGAAAAUCGACAGCGAGAAACGCUUGAUUAUGUACGGCAGCUAGCGAGUACCCUCGGUAAAGUAUCACCAAGCAGCAGUGGCUACGGUUUUUCCCCAGUGCCUCAGUCUGUUGGAUCGGCUGAUGAUCGUACUCAAGCAAGUCCUUCAAGUGCUCUGGGUGGUACUGAUACGGCACAGCUGCAAAGGCCCGGCUUUCUUCCUCGCCCCGAUCCUGUAAGUUUUGCAGUAAUAUUUUCUAAUAAAUGA